UAACAUGCAAAUCUAUAAAGGUGUUAUUGAAUAUGUCCUGUAAUAAUUACGCAUUAUUUUCUGUUAAAAAUGUAGAACAUGUUAGCAGGAGAUAAGCUCUUUCCCAACCAAGACACCGGUUAUCUCCAGAUACCAUGAACAGAAUGAUGACAUGACAGACCAAGGUGACCUCCGAUGAGAAGCUAAACAGCCGCUGGAUUGAUUGGUUGGGAAUUAUAAUUACCUUUGGAUACCACUAUAUAGGCUAUAUACAAGCUUUUGGGAAAACCCCUUUUUUUGGAUUUUUACUCAAGGAUGAUGGAAAAACUGAAAUCCGAGCAAUUUCCGCUCAGCCCGAGCGCGGAGGGAUACGCAUGCGGGAAACAGGAAGGCACGACGGCGGAGACGGGAGAGCAUCACCCCUCAGAGGAGCGCGGCGUCCUCAAUGGCGUUGCCAAGGAAACGGCGCACCACGCCACCGAGCUAAAAAAGGAAGUGGCGGUGAUCGAGCUGUCCAGGAGAGGAGGGAGCGCGGAUAUAAAAGGCAGAGAGCUCAAGGCAGACAUCAGCCAUAAGGUGCAGACCACCGAGCUGUGCAGACCACCGAUUCCACUGCCGCUGCCUCCCAGAAAGCCGCUGAGCGACACUCGAAUGGUGCAGUUGAGUCCGCCCGCUUUCCCUCUCCCGGCUCGAGCGAUGCUCUACAGCAACAUGACCCCACCGCUCGCCACUAUUAACAGUGAUUUUGCUGGAGAAGCGGAUCAGUAUGGGAUGUAUCCCAGCAGUCGAGUGAAACGCAGACCUGUACCUUAUGAGGUUGAAAUCAACGAUGGUUCACAGCCCAAAGUCGUGCGACGGAUUUUCACGAACAGCCGCGAGCGCUGGCGGCAGCAGAACGUGAACGGUGCCUUCGCCGAGCUGCGCAAGCUCAUCCCAACCCACCCUCCGGACAAGAAGCUCAGCAAGAACGAGAUCCUCCGCCUGGCCAUGAAGUACAUCAACUUCCUGGCCAAGCUCCUCAACGACCAGGAUGACAUGGUGGGCGGCGAAGCCCCCACCCGUGCCGCCCGAGAUGCGACCCUGGCGCGGGACGACCUCCUUCAGGAGAUGCUGAGCCCAAACUCCAGCUGCGGGAGCCUGCUGGACGGCGACGCCAGUCCGGAGAGCUUUACCGAAGACCAGGACUCUUCGGUGGAGUCCAGGUCUUCAGCGAGGGGACUGCAUCACUCCAGCCACCCGAUAGACGGAAACGCCAAGCGAUGACUGAUUUGGCAUUGACGGACUGAGAAGGCGCAAUGCUUCAUGGACCUCAACUAGCGUAUGUUCAUGUCGUGUGCAAGCAUAUUCUUACGUAUGACUUUCUGUUGAGCUCUUCUCUUCGCGCUUCGACACUAAGGUGCCCUCCGCGGUGAAACGCUGGUACGGGGGAAAACGUCAGGUAGAUUUUUAAGUCCACACUUAGGCAGGAAUUGUUGAUCGCCACCUGGAAACGAAAGAAGACAGAUUGAAUGGUACCCACAUCUCAUCAGGUACACCGCUGUGAAGGAGGUCACUGGAAACAGCUGGACUUGUACAACGAAAAAGAGCAUUUGAAGCAAGAAAAGGAAUAGUUCACCC
Messenger RNA from Sinocyclocheilus anshuiensis, 1596 nucleotides. It is a transcript of the gene tal1, whose product is annotated as T-cell acute lymphocytic leukemia 1. The transcript is spliced from 4 exons. Gene Ontology annotation, biological process: regulation of transcription by RNA polymerase II. The record is from RefSeq and is a predicted model, not a curated record. Gene Ontology annotation, molecular function: protein dimerization activity; DNA-binding transcription factor activity, RNA polymerase II-specific; RNA polymerase II cis-regulatory region sequence-specific DNA binding. NCBI's taxonomy places the organism in Eukaryota, Metazoa, Chordata, Actinopteri, Cypriniformes, Cyprinidae. The coding region runs from base 295 to 1242 and encodes 315 amino acids.